AUGUCGCAGGCUCCAAACGCCCCGCCCAUGCGGCAAUCAUGCGACAGGUGCCAUCAACAGAAGCUCCGAUGCACUCGGGAUGCGCACAGGAAUACUGGAACUUGCGAUCGCUGUUUGCGAAGACGUGUGCAAUGUGUGUAUAGCUUGAGUCUGCCCAAGGGCCGACCGAGUCUCCCAACUUCGAUCGACGAGUCCAUCGAUAGCAGGGCUGGUCUGCCUGCAGAAUCAUUUUCCGCACCUAUCACCCCAGUAUCCCUGAGAUCGGGCGUCUCACGCCGGCGAAACACGGGCUCCCAGAGAACUUCUUCAAUUGUCAACGCCACCGGUGCUACACUGAACGGUGCGGGUGUUGGCCUCGAGAUCGAUCUAGACGGGGACAUGGGCGAAGACAUACCCGCCAAUGACCGAGCCAUGGAUGGACCAAAUGUGGUUGCAGGUUCGAAUGCAAACCCAAGCAGCAAUUCCACCAAGCAUACCAUGGAUGUGAUCGACCCGUUCUUGAACAUAUCAUCUGGGGCCGUUCCAUGGUCAAACUCUUUCACUGCGGACGAGAUGCAUGUGGAUUGGAAUGAUCAUGGUCCCAAUCCUGGAACAUUUGCCUGGAACAGUAUUUUAAACACUCCUCCCGAGCUGGAUAUUUUACCUGGCACGCCCGGCCGUGAGUACUCGGAUAGAGAAAGUAGCGACAACAGCGCGAGUGGAAGACCUCCCCGACCACGCGCAGUGGAUGGUAUAGCUGGCUCUCAUUACCAAACUCACACCCGCAGAGAUGCCACCAAACCGGUAAGGAACAGCACGAGCAGAAGCGAUCAUAGUAAAGCCCUGCCUACCAAUCUUGCGGAAACAUUCGAUCCGGAUUUCGUGGUUGCGCGGCUAUCUCGAUUGAAUGUACGGCUUGCAGCUUUGCAGCACUCUAGCCAAGCCUUGUUCGAAACGCUGAAAUUGCCCGAGCCGUUCAAAGACGCCACACAAACCCAAUCGCUGAAGCUCCUCGAUGACGCUGCAUUUGACUCAGUGACCUCUUGGCUUGCCGGAGCAGCUCACAGCUCAGGUAAUUCGAGCUCGACGCGCGCCCUCAACACUCACCCGCACCUUCGGCCGGUCCCCGAAAAGAAAACGGGUUGCGGGGUGCUUCACGAAGCUUUUUCUGCAUCACAUCAAUUCCUGGAGAUUCUGAGCCUCUUGCACAACCAAGUGACCGAGCGCAAGACGGGUCUAUUUACCUCGAAAGCCGACAUGUCUACGAUUCCCGAGUCGUGGCAUCUAGCCUCCUCUUCACACAACAGAAAUCGAUCUUAUUGCGAGCAGCACAAAUCGACGUCGCAUGAUGGGGCUUCCUUGAGCCAGGCUUCCAGCCGUGAAGAUAUCAUACGCCAAUUAGUCAUGGCUUGUCACGCACUGCUUCUGAAUGUGUUUGUCGCAGUCCUCAUUGCCUUGCAACACGAUGCCAAUCAACCCAGCACUGAAAUGCACGCGGGGGCUCUGGGCCAGAUUCGACUGGUGUCUGUAGUGCAGCUAUGUUCGUAUCUCAUUGGACGCCAGCACCAAGCAUUAGACGUAUGCAUAUCACUGCAGAGCAGCAGCACACAGUUGCAGUCGCUGCAAGACAUGGGUGGUAGUGGUCGCCAACGCCCCACGCCGCUUCUGCUGGCUGACGACGAUGAUGCGGAAAUGUUGAAAGACUUGCUAAAAGACGUUGAAGAUAAACUUGCAUGUCUAAAGACAACGCUAUGUAUCUGA
Molecule: messenger RNA, 1740 nt
Organism: Penicillium diatomitis
Lineage: Eukaryota; Fungi; Ascomycota; Eurotiomycetes; Eurotiales; Aspergillaceae
Product: Zn(II)2Cys6 transcription factor domain-containing protein
Exons: 1
Coding region: 1-1740 (579 amino acids)
Biological process (GO): regulation of DNA-templated transcription
Molecular function (GO): zinc ion binding; DNA-binding transcription factor activity, RNA polymerase II-specific
Source: RefSeq, a predicted model, not a curated record